This is a messenger RNA of Oncorhynchus tshawytscha (Chinook salmon), 3456 nucleotides long. Its product is annotated as ethanolamine kinase 1. Bases 297 to 1436 code for a protein of 379 amino acids. The record is from RefSeq and is a predicted model, not a curated record. NCBI's taxonomy places the organism in Eukaryota, Metazoa, Chordata, Actinopteri, Salmoniformes, Salmonidae. Gene Ontology annotation, cellular component: cytoplasm. Gene Ontology annotation, molecular function: ethanolamine kinase activity. The transcript has 9 exons. Gene Ontology annotation, biological process: phosphatidylethanolamine biosynthetic process.
UCCGCGGGUUGGAGUGCUGUCGUCACACAAAUCUUUGGUUGUCAUUCGCCGAGCCCACCGGUGUGCUUGUCGAGCAUCGGAUGAUUUCGCGAGGGCGGUGCCAAGUCGGAGGAAAUCGUGUCGUGGACUGACCGGCUCCUGAGAAAACCGAAGAGGAUUUCACCGGUAGUUGCAUCUUCUUCAUCAGCGCCGUUGCUUUUCACACCGACAAGCCCCUGGUUUAGCUAGCUCAUUUGCUAACCAACGUUAGCCGUUUAUACCAACCAGCUCAUAAAACAACUGUUAGCUAUUUUUUUAUGUCCCGAAUUCCAGAAAUAUCUGUUAAUUAUUCGAAACGGAAAAUUAACCACAUGAUGGAGACUGAGAUACACGUGCCUGUUGGGUCGCCGGUAAUUCGAAAAUUCCCGAUUUUCGUGGAGGAAAAUAAUGUAACGGAUGGAGCAAUGAAGCUGAUAAAGCAGCUUCGGCCAGCGUGGGACAUGAACCAUGUCAAGACCAAGCUCUUCACUGAUGGGACCACUAAUAAGCUGGUUGGUUGUUCUGUGGAGGCGAGUCCAGAAGACGUGGUUCUGGUACGUGUGUAUGGGAACAAGACGGAGCUGAUUGUCGACCGAGACAACGAGCUCAAGAGCUUCCAGGUGCUGCAUGCUAACGGCUGCGCGCCGCGGCUCUACUGCACCUUCCAGAAUGGCCUUUGCUACGAGUUCAUGCAGGGGGAUGCCCUCGGAACACAGGACGUCAGGGAUCCAACCAUACUCAGACUGAUAUCCAGGGAGAUGGCUCAUAUCCAUGCGAUCCAUGCACACAACGGCUGCAUCCCCAAACCCAAUCUGUGGAUUAAGAUGAGGAAAUAUUUCUCUCUGGUCGCUACAGAGUUCACCGACCAAGCCUCCAACACCAGGAUCCAGCAGGAGGUGCCCAGCCAGGCGGUGUUGGAGCAGGAGAUGGUGUGGAUGAAGGAGCACUUGUCAAAGCUGGGCUCUCCUGUGGUGCUCUGUCACAAUGACCUGCUCUGCAAGAACAUCAUCCACAACAGCAAAGAGGGGCAUGUCCGGUUCAUAGACUAUGAAUACUCUAGUUACAACUAUCAGGCCUUUGACAUUGGGAACCACUUCAACGAGUUUGCAGGUAUGAGUGAGCUGGACUAUGGGCUGUAUCCUAGCCGUGAGAUGCAGCUGGAGUGGCUGCGUGUGUAUCUGCACGCGUACAAGGCGUCCACUAAGAAAGGAGAGGAGGUCAGCGACAGAGAGCUCGAGACUCUCUACGUACAGGUCAACAAGUUUGCCCUGGCGUCACACUUCUUCUGGGGCUUCUGGGCACUCAUCCAGGCCAAGUACUCCUCUAUAAAUUUUGACUUCCUGGGCUAUGCUGUGCUGCGUUUCAACCAAUACUUCAAGACCAAGCCUGCAGCGAUGGCCCUACAGAUCCCAGAAUGAGAGGGGAAUACAAGAGAAGAGAGGUUCACCGGCACUGACCAGGGGAGCAGGAGAGGACUGGGAUGGGUGACAAGGGUUUGGGUUCAUGUUUAGGGCUGAGUAUGUGGUUAAGGCAGCGGUGUCAAACUCAUUCCAUUGAGAGCCUAGUGUAUGCUGGUUUUUCCUUUCAAUAAAGCCCUAGACAACCGGGUGUGGGAAGUUCUUUACUACUUAGUGACCUUUAUUCAUCAAUCAAGUACAACGGAACAGCGAAAACCUAUAGACACUUGGCCCUGGAAUGAGUUUGACACUUGUGGGUAAUAACAUUAAGGGGACCGUGUGGAUGGACCCCAACAUAAAACACUAUUUUAUUCCUAUUCAACUCAGUCCACCUGUCUCAGCACUUAAGAUCCCAAUCCGCCACGGUUGGUGUGUUUUCAUUUUUUAUAUUUGAUUUAUUCUGUGAAGAAUUGAUUGAUCCAGUGAGAUUCAUUCCCCAGACAGAUAGGUAGCUGGAACACUAGUUUUUGGUGCCGACAUGGAGGACAGUGUGCAGACACAGUUAUGUAUAUGUGGGUUUCUGGGUUUACUCUUUGGCUGUCGCUGCUCAAAGCGUGUGCUGUGGGACAGAGGAGGCAGUCAUCGUCAAGCCCUUAGCUUUGGCACUGAUCUAAUAGGAUUUAUUUUUUGAUUUAGUAAUGGAGAGACUUUGAAAUUAGUGUAUAUGUUAUACAUCAAACUUUACAAAAGCGAAACAACAAAAAAACUUGAAAAAAGGGCCCACAAACUGAGUGAACAGUAACUUGAAGUCCAUUCUCUCACAUCAACACAAAGUGGCUCGGGAUUGAUUUAGUACUGGCAAGUAGUUGAUUUUCAGUAAAUGGACCAUAAAUGUGAUGGGAAGAGAGGGGCUAGACAGGACAGUGAUAUGGUAGUUUAAUAAUGUCUGACGACCGAGCAUCUCCAGUGGCCAGGAGCAGCUUUGCGUCAUUGAUGCUAAACUUUAAACCAGUUCUCCCUCUUAGCCUCUUUUCCACCACUUUAGCUUUAUGGUUAUGGUGACUCGCUCUGUUAGACUUUCCACCCCUCACAGACCAUUUGGAAAAUCCCAACCUCAAUCACCCUUGUCACACCCCUUCCCCCUACCCCCUCUUCCUCCCCUUUCUCUCUCCUUCUGCCCUAUAUCGCUUCCUCCUCUCCCCUCUCUCUUGAUUGGCUGGGAAGGGACUUUUGCCUGAUGUGCACAUACUUACUAUAACAUCCCAACCUCUCCCCACCCUCUAUCAAGUUACAACUUCCCUAAAAAGGAGCCAAAACCUUAUAUAAUGAGGUUACUUAAACCUCAUUACUGAAACUGUGUGUUAGGUCAGGGCAAAUCAAGGCUUCAAAGGGUCUGGGACCAGUAAUCCUGGGCUGGUGUUUUUGUUCUGAAGCUUGUCUAUGAGGAUGUGAGUGAGGUGACCAAGGACAAGACAGCAGGAAGUCCACACUGAGCCAGCAGUCACUUCUCUAGCUGGCAUCACGGCACACAGGUCUUUGGAGGGUCGCUGGACCAAAUAACUCAAACACCCUUCCUUACCCCAGGCAACAAGCCCCUCCAGACUAGUUCUGACCUCUCUAUCCAGGCAUUCAGCCCUAGUUCAGUUUUCUCUAUCUGAAUUUUUUGCAAUUCAGUGCUUUUAAGGGUCACCUUAUGUUGGCUCUUUCCUCUCCAGCAAGCCCUCAGAUCAGAGGGUCAACAUAAAAAAUGGAGAGCCAUGUUAAAGUAUGGAGAUACGGGUAACUGACAAAAUAAUGGAAAUGCUUGUGUAAAUGCAGCAUAUAUUGAAAGCAUGUGCUUCCACACAGGUGUGGCUCCUGAGUUAAUUAAGCAAUUAACAUUCCAUUAUGCUUAGGUUAAUGCAUAAAAAAUGGUGGGUAAAGACAUUUUGGCCACAUGACUAUGCCCCCAUAGGAUGACAAUUCCCCCAUCCACAGGUCACAAGUGGUCACUGAAUGAGCAUGAAAACAAUGUAAACCAUAUGCCAUGGCUGUCUGUCAC